Messenger RNA from Porites lobata, 4855 nucleotides. Lineage: Eukaryota; Metazoa; Cnidaria; Anthozoa; Scleractinia; Poritidae. The record is from the annotation of a GenBank genome assembly.
AUGAAAGUCAGGUCCUGCAGGUUGAAUGUAGCAUGGAAUGCUCUCUGCACUGGUGAACAAGAGCAAAGUCACUCAGCAGGUACUGAUAUAGUUCAUGGUAGAUGGUAUUUAUUAUAGAAUUGCAUAAUUGAGUAAAAUCACGUAUUCUGAUUGGUUAACGAAGAGAGGUAUUCAGUGUGGAAUUGCGAGUUGAAAACGAGGCUAAGGGAUGUUUUUUCGCAUCUACGUAACAACUAUCGUCAAAUUGUAACACAACAACUGCAAAAAAGGUUUUCUACAAUGUCAUUUUAAAAUGUUUUCAAAAUCAUUGUCACCUUUUGUAUAUCCUUUCUUAACAUACUGAAAUGUCGCCUGGUCCUCCACCUACUGUUCCAACCUAAACUGUAUUUACCUUUUGCAAAAGCGUCUAGUGCGGCUCAUAACAAAAGCUCACUAUCUAGCAAAUACCGCCCCUUUGUUUAGCCAGUUUUUAGUAAACACAGUACAAAAACAAGGAAACAUAAUGCAAAAAUAAGGAAAUAAAGUGCGAAUUUCUCAGAGAAUGAAAACCUGUGAUUGGCUAAUAAAUAAUCAGUGUUCUCCAGAGGUGUGGGCAACUGGCAGUUUCACUGGGAACUCUUUUCCAAAGUGCCAGCUACUCUUAUGAGUCAAAACAUAAAAAAAACUGUCUGUAACUUUUAUCUUCAAUUUUUCGUAAGUUCCAUUUUUUUCCGCAAAGGAUAAAAUGGCACCCGAAGCAAAUCGUGUUAAUUCAUUUCUUAGAAUACUAGAACAUGCAAUUUCAUCGGGAAAAUAACAAACAAACAAAAAAGCCACAAGAGCUUGUUUGAAAGUUUAUCGAAAAACACAUGAAAAUACAUGGAACUAAAGUGCCUUGAACAGCUACAAAAGAAGACAGGUGUUGUUUAUUCAUGGUUGUGAAGCCACUCGCUGAGGCACUUGCCGAUAGAUAGCUGCGGCUUGUUUAUCCGACAUGAAGAAUAUAAAUCACAAGCAACUAGAAUACACGCUAUGCAGCCAUUCACUACAGCAAUCGAGGCGUCAGUAAAGCUUCUUUUCUUGUUCAGCAAAACCAGCUUGUGGCUUCAAACAACGUCAUAACAAGCGACCAAGGUAAUAGUUUUUCUCCGUUGUUCUUACUUUUGUAACUGCUCCAAAAAUCCAAAUUCACGGUAAUUUUGAUGGCUGUUAAAAAUUAUUUUUCUUCACAUUUUUUUAGCUGUCCCGCUGUGUAAAAUCCUAGAAUCUCGAUGAGUUUUUAAAAGUGUUCAUCUUUACAAUGUUUUGAUUUUUCAUUCAUCCAGUUCAGGCGAGUCGGUUCAUGCGUUGACACUUCUGAUAGACAUGUGACAUGUGAAUAGCGGAACUCCCUUGUCUUUUCUGGUUUGUUCUAACAAGAUUCAAAGAGAUUUUGUGGGCGUUUUAAAUAAAAUAAUUAUUCCACUUGCGCUUGUUGGAUGAGAUGAUUAUUGCCAACUCGGCGCUAUGCGUCUCGUUGGCUAUUUUCCAUCUCAUAUCCAACGUGCCCUCGUGGAAUAAUUGUUAAUUAUAAAAUAACUAAGAUAGUACGUGCAUUCUGAUUGGUUAAAAACCAAUAGUUUAUUGUGCCGGUAAAAUCAUAGAAAACUGAAACAUACUUUAAAGUUAUUUUAUAAAAGUAAAAGACCACAUUUUCUAAAGGUUUGCUGGUGUGAUAACCCACUUGGGAUGUUGGGAGAAGACUGGAAAAGCUUGUAAACCACCAGCUUAACUUCUCAGAUCUCUGGGUCUCAUGCCCCCAAACCCCCCCCUUAGAUACGGUACUCUCGGCUUUACCAGCACUUGGUAUCAGGCACCAGUUACUUUACAUUGGGAGCUGGCUACUUUAAAACUUCUGGAGAACACUGAACAAUAGAAAUAUAUAAGAACCAAUGAGCCUCAGGUGUCACAAUCUGCUUGCUUAUCUUCUUAGCCAUGGAAGAACAUGAAAGUCAGGUCCUCCAGGUUGAAUGUAGCAGAAAAUGCUCUCUGCUUGGUGAACAAGAGCAAAGUCAAUCAGCAGGUACUGAUAUAGUUCAUGGUAGAUGGUAUUUAUUAUAAAACUUAAUAAUAUACAUGGAAAAAUUUCUUGAAUGAGAUUGGCUUAGAGCAGUGCAGUUUUUAGUAAACACAGUAAAAAAAGCAAGGAAACAUAAUGCAAAAAUAAGGAAAUAAAGUGCAAAUUUCUCAGAGAAUGAAAACCUGUGAACAAUCAGUGUUCUCCAGAAGCGCAGGCGACUGGUGGUUUCGCUGGCUACUCUUAUGACUCAAAACAGUAAAAAAAACUGUCUGUACCUUUUAUCUUGAAUUUUUCAGAAGGUCCUAAAAGAAACAAAAACAAUAGCUUGUUGUACAAAAAGCUCGUUGGUGUAUGACAAUUUGCCUUUUGCUAAUGGUAUUAUCGAUAUAUUUACUGAAUGAUUUUUGAUGAGACAUUGCCAGAUAAUAUUUUUUAAUUAUAAAAUAACUAAGAUAGUACAUGCAUUCUGAUUGGUUAAAAAGCAAUAGUUUAUUGUGCUGGUAAUCUCAUAGUAAACUGAAACAUGCUUUAAAGUUAUUUUAUAAAAGUAAAAGACCACAUUUUCUAUGGAUUUACCAGCAUGAUAACUCACUUGGUUCUUGGGAGAACUCUGGAAAAGCUUGUAAAUAACGAGCAAAACUUCUCAGAUCUCUGGGCUUAAUGCCCCCAAACCCCUCCCUUAGAUACAGUACUCUCGCUUUAUCAGUGCUUGGUGUCAGGCACCAGUUUCUUUGCUUUGGGAGCUGGGUACUCUAAAACUUCUGGAUAACACUGAACAAUAGAAAUAUAUAAGAACCAAUCAGCCUCAGGUGUCACAAUCUGCUUGCCCAACUUAUUAAGAUUAUAUCUUAUCUUCUUAUAUUAGCCAUAGAAGAAUAUGAAAGUGAAGUCCUCCAACUUGAAUGUAGCAUGGAAAGCUCUCUGCCAGGUGAACAAGAGCAAAGUCAUUCAGCAGGUACUGAUAUACCGGUAGUUGUUUAUGGUAGAUGGUAUUUUAUUAUGAAAGUUAAUAAUAUACAUGAAAAAAUUUCUCUGUGAAUUUGAUUGGCAUAGAGCAGUGUACAUUUUAGUAAACACAAUGCAAAAACAAGGAAACAUAAUGCAAAAAGAAAGAAAUAUAAUGCAAAUUUAUCAGAGAAUGAAAAACUGUGAUUGGGCCAAUAAACAAUAGAAAUUUAUCAGAACUAAUUAAGUGCCACAAUUUGCUGGUGGGAAGCAUGUAUACUUUUAAAACUUCCCCCUUUUUGGUGUAAUUAAUUAUGCUCUGUUGUCUUACCUAAGUAAUCUUUCCUUUUUCUUGUAACACUUUUUUUCUCAAUAUUUUAUUUUAUGAAUUUACCUGAUUAUUUUUAUUUAUUCAUUCAUUGUGGGUUGUUUUUUUUUUCAUUUUUGUAACCAAGAUUUUGAAAUUAAUAAAGGUGUGGGUGGGCGUGUGUGUGUAACAAAUAAGAAUGUUAAAACUUUCAUAUAUAUAUUUUUUACAUGGACUCAAAAGAGCAGCUAUAUAUAAUGAGUGAUUUUGUUACCUCUGCAUUCUAUCUAUGUUCCUGACACAUAAAAAUCGCCAAAGACAUAAAAUAAUUCAUGGAUAUAUCGAUCUGAACGUGUGUAUUUGUAGAAAUAUCCCGUACGUGUAAUUUCUGUGGCAGUUAUGGUUGUUGUUUAGUGAUGCAUAUUUGUUUUAGCCUUUGUUGACUUCUGCUUUAAAAUAGAAGAACUAUAUUUUAAUUUCAGUAUACUAUAAUACAGAGUUUUGGAGUGUGUCUUCAGAUUAACUGUCUGUGGCUGGUACAUAAAGGCCCAAACAUUUGCCAUUUUGGACUCAUUUUUUUUAACAGGGACUCAUUGGUUCUGGACUGGGACUCAUGAUUUCUCACAAGAUGAGUCCCAGAAUUCAUCACAUUUAUUUGUAACAAAAACACUGUAUAAUUCAUUGAUUAGACCUUUUGUCAUGUAAUUCAAGUGUUGUUGUUGUGGUAAACAUGACAAGUCAUCAUGUCUGUACUUAAUUCUCCAUGACUGGAUUGUAGGAUUUUUGUUCUGUUUGUAUUUGAUCGUGCAUUAUUAUUAUGGGAAAACUUACCUUAGGGUUGCAUUACUUUGACUAGGACAAAGUUAAAAUACAUUGAAUUCUCAUAGAGAUAAUUAUUUUUUGGAUUAUAAUAAUGAGUUCAUUGGUUGGGUCACUCCCAUUAUAUUUGAUGACUGGUUUAUGAAAUAUCAGCACUUAGAAAAUGAUUGUCAAGGUUGUUGUAUUAUCCGAAGUUUCAAAAGUAGAAAUAUUGUGUAUUUUCUAUUUGAAAUCAGGUUUUGAGAACACUUCCACAGAUACAGCUUUAUAAUAGUAAUUCUUGUACAGUUAUACAAGCAUGCAGUACUAGGGUGCGAAGAAAAGGAGGUCAGUUUUGUGCUUGUCCUUCGGGAAGGCUGUAGCUUGCAUCUGUUAGCCCAAGAAUCACAACUCUAUUAUCCAUCAGGCAAGAUAAAAAUAGAAUCCACUAGCCCCAUAGCUUAUAUGAAUUGUGUAGUUGGUUAAUACAAAUAAUUCAUUUACUAGGAGAAGAGUUGGAACAACACACUCCUGCAGUAGAAAAUGGCCCAAUUGAGGGAGCAAGCAAUGUGCAGGAAACACAGCAACCUCUUCCAGAAGUAAAUAAUAGUAGCCACUUAGAAGAUGACCGCCUAAUUGCUAGAGCAAGGGCAGUUGGUGUGGACUAUGAGUUUCCAAAGCCUGGUGAAGUGGAAACGGAGGAUGACAGAAGAAAAGAUUUUAUUUACUUGAAUCAAGUCCAUUCCUUUUUUCUCCAACAACAAUGA